UGUACAUGCGUGAUUAUAGUGAGCUCGUGUAAGAGAAAUAAUGUAUUAAUGUGAUAAAUAAUACUCAAUAAUAUUAUUGGUGUUUCGAUCGCAAUAAAAAUGGAUGACAAUCGUGUUACUACCGUCUUACACUGGAACUACCGCGGUUUUACUGAAUUCCCUCUCCAGACACUUGAAGGCGAAGAAUCCGACAUAACAGAUAUAUACUUAAAAGAAAACCUUAUUUCUAGUAUACCAAAUGAUAUUUACAAACUUAGAAAUUUAGAGAGUCUCUACUUCAGCGGUAAUGAUAUCACAGAGUUGCCUCGCGAAAUAUCGAUGUUACGUUGCCUUAAGUGCCUGGAUGUUAGUGGGAAUAGAUUAAGAUAUAUACCGGAGGAGCUAGCGGAUGCACGGAACCUGAAAUUUCUGAUAUUAGAUGAGAAUGAGUUAUGCAGAUUACCUUUACGACUGGGAGAGUUGAGAACGCUGCGCUAUCUCUCGGUUUGUGAUAACAGACUGCAAUGGCUUCCUCAACGGCCUGUAUUUAAUUAUCACCACUGUGAGCUGAGGUUCUGGAGAAAUGUCGACUUGAAGACCGUUCCCUAUUCACUUUGGUACCACAUGUUCAGAGAACAGCAAACGAGAAGUCUCAAUAUUGGAUGUCUUAAGAUUUUUAAAGGAAACUAUAAAAUACAAGCCGGUAAAUUUUGUCUGAAGAUCCUGAGCGAUUCUUCGAAACACGAUGCAAUAAUAAACGUACCAGGAAACUAUCUUAAUAUUUUACAUAGACAGACGCCAAGACCGGCAAGUCUAUUUGAAUUGAGCAAACGAAAGUUUUACGAAAUUAUUUGUGAAAAAAUAAAACAUUUUAAUGAUGUGCAAAUCAGUAUCUAUUCAGAUAUAUAUCAUCAUUUUGAUGGGAAAAUGAGAGAUAGAAAAGGAAGUUUAGCUGAUAAUUAUUUAUAUUACGCAUCAAAUAAAUGUAUUGAAAAUAACAAUAAUAUACCGGCGGCUUCAAGACAAAGGAAACCAUACAUUGUUCCCGCUGAUAUUAUAAAUGAGUUGUACGACUUUUUGCCAAGCUUUAUUAAAAAUGAUUUAUGCAAUGGCCCGGCAUCGACAUGUGAAAACAUAUCAUGCAGAAAACCAAUAUUUGACUAUGUGUAUUUAGAGUUUUGCAUGCAGAAAAUAAUUCUUAUUGAAAAGUCGGAAGACAUAGUCCUGAGUGCAGCGUUCUGUUCAAAGGCCUGCGCUGAUUCGUGGAAAGCUGAAAAAGACGUUGUUGAGUGGGAAGUUUUAUGACACUAACUUGAGUAUCAUUUAAUUAUCAUAUUUUGUUACGAGAUACACUUUUUAUGUUGCAUCUUACGUCUAGUUGUGCCAAACGAUAAAAUAUAUCUCUGAUAAGUCUUGGUUAUGUGGUUAGAUACUUUAUACGUCUUGAUAGAGCCUCUUGCUUCUAGACGACCGAUAAAAUAGGCAAGGUUUAUUACUUUAGUGUGCGUGACAAGCCACGUCGUAGAUCACUAUGUGUUAGUGUGCGUGCAUUGCUAAGAACAGAGGUUAACUGUCAACCUCAAUUCCUUUCGACGUUUUCACAGCUGUCACAGUCUAUCUAGACGUAUAAAUGAUCUUAGUUUGUGUUAUUUUGGCGUUAAAUUAAAUUUUUAAAUAAUAGAGAUAGAGUUUCUGUUGUCAGAACUUUUUUAUUGGAAAUUUCUUCCGCCUUUUUUGCUAUCUUUUUUGUUCUUUAUGUGUUAAAAAGAAUUUUUGCAAUUUUUUUGCAAUAUUCCAUCGCUCAUAUAUUUAGGAGAUUUAUCAAAACUUACCACAUUUUGACCUUAUUGACUAGACUACGACUAAACCACAGUGAAGAGUGGUUGGAUUUAUCUACUCAUACCUAUUAACAUAAAAUUUGUAGAGAAUUUAACGAAAUGCUUAUAUUAAUUUUUUACGUAGAAAUAUUAUACAUUUGUUUUAAAAUACUCAUUAUACAAUUAGUGUUUUAUAGUUUACGUUCUAUUAUUUCUUGUUAGAUUUAAAUUUCAAUCGACCUCUUAUAUAAUUUCUGUUGUUUUCUUUUCUUUUCUUUUCUCAGUUGCCGUAUUUGUUGAAUGCUGUAUACAAUUUUAAUUGGAUCUGAGGAUCACAUAAAGUAUCUUGUAGUUGUUAUUUGAUGACAGUUUUAUCCCGAUAUCUGGUAUUGUACCCAAUUAUAAAAAGAAAAGGAAAUAAAUCUUAUUAAAAGAUUAAUUUAUUUAUUAAUACAGCUUUACUCACGUUUCAUCGGUGUCGGUACCGACUAGUUUCGCACCAUUCGGAGGUUCUUCAUCAGGGUGAGUGUGUCGCGAACCUACCACACUCAGUCUGAUGAAGGACCUACGUAUUAAUAAAUAUGACUCACGAAAGUUUUAAUAAUUUAAAAGAUUAAUUUUAUACAAAACCUUUAAAUAAUAUUAAACAUUGUAUACAUUAUGUAAAGCCACGGAUACAUAGACAGUAGUAGAGCAAACGGUCGCUAAAAAUAGCGUAGCCAUUGCGCACAUAUAGGGAGUGUCGUCAAUACAGGGCCGGACUAAGACCGCUUAUAGAAUUUUAUCUGAAGAUGUUGAAACACCCAAUAUACUUACAGAAAUUUAUAUUUUCAGGGUAUAAGAGUAGAUUUUUUUUACGAAAUCUUAAGAAAUUAAACUACCCAUCUAUUCCAGUGGGUUAUCGAAAAAGGAGUAUUAUAGUUCUCUCUACUUCUAUUGAAGGCUGGCAUGACGGUAUAUGUAUCGUAUAGAAGAACUAGCCCUGCAGUCAUCAACCCGAAUGCCCAUCUUGUUGAAUCCUAGUGUUGGUAAGGCAGAAUGCUAUGAAUUUUAAUAGGUACAUGAGAAUUACUAUAAUUAAUAUUUAAAUAUUAUUUCACUUGUUUUACUAUACCGCAGUUCUUAAGAUGAUAUCCUUGAGACGAAUGUUUCUCGCUGCAUUCAUGUUUUUUCGUUUUAAAAUAAGAUAAACUUUCACAAUAAUUUUAAUUAACAAAUGUACAUAGUCAUUUGAACAAAAUUAAGUAAUAACCGAUUAUUUAAUUGGGUGCUUCUGAGAGACAAGAUGUGAGUCCAUCUCGGUCAUUAAAUUUUAAUAAAGAGAACAAAAAGUUUAUAGGUUUUCUUUUCAGUUUGUCAAAAAGACUAUACUUACUUAAUUAUAUAUAAUGGUAUUAGAUGUCGAAUGAAAACCAGGCUGUUGGUUAAACAGUUACGAGGUUUUUAGUCGGACUUAUUACGACCCGUUUCGGGGCCUAAAUACGUAAAUGUAUUUUCCUCCUCUCGAAAAAAAAAUAUGUUUGUCUUUGAUAUAUUUAGAUAAGGGCAGAAUUAAAUAAACAGGCUAUGAAAUUCUACAUAGUAGAUAUAUAUAAUAAUCGAUAGAUAUUUAUUAAAAAAUCAUUUUGGAUAAUCCGUUCUACAAUAUAUAUAUUUGUACUUUACUCGAUGCUGGGUGAUCGUUGCCAAUGCCGAGAAUACCUUUACCACCCGUCCCAUUAAAGAAAAAAUAUUAUUUCAUUAUCAUGUUAGUUGUUUAAAAUAGAAUUUGCCGCGUGCCCGUUUGACCCUUCUCUUCAAUGUUUUUAUUACUUACAACUUUGCUAUUUAACUUUUUUCCAUAGGACUAAGAGUUUUGCCGAAAAUCGUUAUAAAACGUUUUUUACCAUUGAAAUAUCCCCUCCCCCACCCUUGCACUUCCCGCCCUCAAAUCACCCGUAAAUUAUUUUUCCUUUCAUUUUUAUUACUUAUAUUCUUUUCCAAUGAGUUUUAUCCUAACAUUACCAUUUUCAAGGCUUCCGCCCUACUGUAAAGCUCAACUCACGUAAAUUUAUAACUCAUUGCCCAUUGUUAUAUAAAUUAGAUCGAUAGGUACAUUAAAGUAAUUAAAUUUAAAUUUAGUUUUUUAUUUCACGUUACUUUUUAGUUUGCUAUCAAUAUGGCCUAACGGAAGUCAAACGUAGGUUUUCAAAUCAGCAAACAUGCUGAGAUGGGACCUUUUUUUGAAUCGUAUGUUUCAGUCUUUUUGUUUUUUUGCUUGUUUAUCUCUAUCAUAAGUAUUAUUUUAUAUUUUUGUAUUUGUGUGUACAUAAUACUUAUACGUUUCAAAAUAAAAUAAAUUCUAAUGUCAGGUGUUGCGAAAAAUAUUUGUUUUAACUGUCUAUUGGGUAUAUAUUAUAUAAUUAUUUGUUAUGUCAGAGAGCUAGAAUUUAUUGCAAUAAAUUUCAGCAGCGACAAGCUAUUUCCAAAUUGACUGUGUGCAGAACGGCAACUAUAAAUCAUUUGAAAUUUGUAUCGCAGUUGGAAUGCUAAGAGGCAAUGCUACUCUGAAUCUACGGGAAAAAGAUUGAUGUUUUAAAGUCUUUCUUCAUUAUUAAUAUUAUAUGCAUAUAUUAUUGCUAUUGUACGAACGUUACGUUUUAAAAUUAAUCACCAUGGACAUGGCAAGGAAUAAGAUGUCAUCCGUGAAUCUCGAUUAUUAUUCAAUUCCAAUAAUUUUGGGAUUUUUCGGGAUCUCGGGAUAAGAAGCCGUUUUAAAGAACUAUCCUUGAAAAAUUAUCAAAAAACUGAUUGCAAAAUGAGGUGAAAAAGUGAUUUUGAUUUUAACUAGUUAGUUAGGCCUAUAACUGUAUGCUGAGUGAUAACAAUUCCGAUAUUCCAUAGUUAACGAAAAGGACGGGAUCGAUUUUUUAAAAUGGAACUUAAUUACCACCUAGCUCUAACUAACAUAAUAAUAUUCUAAUCAUAAUAUAAGCAGUCUAUGAUUUUUGUUUAUUUCUGCUGUUAGACAACCGAUAAAAUCAGGCCAGGUCAUAAUACUUCAGUGUGCGUGACAAGCUACGUCUUUACACUCGCAAUUUGUAUGACACUUUGUGUUAGUGUGCGUGAAUUGCUCUAAAUAAAGGUUAGCUCUAAACUCAAUUUUUUUCGACGUUUUCACAGCUGUCAUAGUCUAUCUAGAAGUAUAUAUGAUUUAAGGAUUCAAAUACAUAGGUAGUAAUGCUGGUUGGCGGAGUCCUCGCGUACCCAGUACUAGGUACAUAAUGUUGAAGCAGCUGGAGUGAUAAUUGGAGCAAAAGAAGUUUCCGAUCAGACUCAAGAAUAAAAUACUCAAGAAAAAAAUUCUACGUAUUUACUACUUUCUUAUAUUUUAGUAUAGUAUAUAUUAUUAUUAUGUGUGUGUAUAUUUUUGACAUUUUUCUUACCCUUUUAAUGUAGGUAGGUACUGUCUUUCUCUUUUAUUGUACAUUUCUAAUGGUUGCCUGGAAGAGAUCACUAUAUGAUUUGAUUUGUUUGAUUUUAAUUUUAUCUGUUUGAUAUUAUUUAUUUAUUAUUAUGAAAUUUAGUGUAUGACUGAACUUAAGCCAUUGUAAAUCAAUGUUAUAAGUUCAUUUAUUACGUUUUGAUUUUGAUUUUAUGGUAAUAAGGCCGCCAUUUGCACCAUAUGAUGUUAUUAUGUAUGUUAGUAGUUAAGUUACAUUUUGUUGAUGUAGUGUCAAAAAAAGUGUAUCUAAUAAAUAAAUAAGUUUUUCUCAA
This is a messenger RNA of Leptidea sinapis, 5552 nucleotides long. RefSeq lists its product as uncharacterized. Gene Ontology annotation, molecular function: protein binding. NCBI's taxonomy places the organism in Eukaryota, Metazoa, Arthropoda, Insecta, Lepidoptera, Pieridae. The transcript is spliced from 5 exons. The record is from RefSeq and is a predicted model, not a curated record. Bases 100 to 1284 code for a protein of 394 amino acids.